Plectropomus leopardus (leopard coralgrouper) is the source of this 918-nucleotide messenger RNA. Its product is annotated as odorant receptor 131-2-like. Gene Ontology annotation, cellular component: membrane. Gene Ontology annotation, biological process: G protein-coupled receptor signaling pathway; detection of chemical stimulus involved in sensory perception of smell. Gene Ontology annotation, molecular function: odorant binding; G protein-coupled receptor activity; olfactory receptor activity. Lineage: Eukaryota; Metazoa; Chordata; Actinopteri; Perciformes; Serranidae. The record is from RefSeq and is a predicted model, not a curated record.
AUGAACGUAUCGUCUGCCAAUGUGACCGUGGUUAUCGAGCAUCGAGACUCCUUCUCUAAAGCUUUGACCAAGAAUGUGAUCGUUGUGGUUCUCAGCAUCUCCAUCAACUACAUCAAUGUGGGCCUCAUUCAAACCUUUCGUAAACACCAGAUCUUCUACAUGAAUCCACGCUACAUCCUUUUCAUCCACCUGGUGUUCAACGACAUGAUCCAAGUGAUGCUGACCGUCAUGCUGUUCAUCAUCAGCUACAUACUCUACAAAAUAAAUGUCUCCGUCUGUGGCGCCUUCAUCCUGAUUGCUCUUUUCACCACUGAAAACACCCCUCUGAACCUGGCCUGCAUGGCGGUGGAGUGCUACAUCGCCAUCUGUCUCCCCCUCCGACACGUGCAGAUCUGCACAGUGAAGAGAACUGUAAUGCUGAUUGGUUUAAUCUGGGCGACCAGCAUGUUGUCUGUCCUUCCUGAUCUCUUCAUCACUUUGGCCACAGAGCCUCUGGACUUCUUUCACACCAGAGUCUUCUGCCUCAGAGAAACUGCCUUUAGAAAUCCCCACAUUAUCAAGAAGAGGGAUGUCACCUACAUUGUGUAUUUGGUUGUUGUUUGGUUUAUCAUCUUUUACACUUACUUUAAGAUCCUGUUUACUGCUCAAACAGCGAGCAAAGAUGCUAAAAAGGCCAGAAACACAAUAAUCCUUCAUGGCUUUCAGCUGCUGCUGUGUAUGUCGACAUAUGCAGAGCCGCUGUUAAAGGAGGGUCUGAUGAGAUGGUUCCCGAAGAAUUUUCCAGACAUUAUGUUUGCUUGUUAUAUUAUUAUACAGAUUCUGCCUCGAUCCAUCAGUCCAAUCAUCUACGGCAUACGAGACAAGACUUUCAGGAAGUACCUGAAAAGGUAUGUGUUUUGUGAAAGGAGUCCUAAGUAA